AUGACCCGUAUGCAUUAUGCUUCUCGGACGAUGGAAGGUGUUGAAAUGGCCAGAAUCGCCGCCAGAGACUUGAGACGCAGACUCCCAGGAGGAGAUAGCUGCGACGCAGCCUCCCGGAACCCGACAGUCAAGAUCGAUCUAUCCGGCCGCAAGCUAACCGACGAGGGCUUCGAUAUAUUCAUCGAUGCCUUGCUCGAGACUCUUCGGAAAGAGAAAGACGACAAGCACCCCGAAGGCUUUGUCCGGCUCUUCGAACUCCACCUGGGCGGCAAUUGUUUAACCGUCAAGUCGUUACCCAAGCUGGGGAUGGCAAUCAGAUUCAGUAUCGGUGAUUUGAGCGACCUCGAUAUAUCUCAGAACUGUAUCGAGAUCAGUACUGCCGGGCAAAGGGCGGCUUGGAAGUAUUUCUUGAACUCCUUUGAGGAGUGCUACAUGCUCAAGAAAGUCAACUUCUCCGGCAAUGCCCUCGGUACUCCCGGUGUGGAGAUCCUGGCUAGGAUUUACAUCCGCAGCAAACUGGGGUUCCCGGAUCAGAGCACUCUCCUUGAGAAAGGAGAUGAUUCCAGUGUCAGCCAACGCGAGAACCCGUCUGAUGAUAACGGUUCUGGUAUCAAUUAUUUCUCCUCUCUCACCAUCCAAGAGAAAGAGAAAGACCAAAAGCCAGCACAUCCCGAAGAUCCAAUCCCCCAGCCGCAAGGGACAUCAGAGAUUGCAUCCAAAAGCAAUCGAAGACAUUUCCGCAAGACACGUGGACUGAGAUCAGUUCCGGAGCUCAUUCUGACCAGAAUCCCCAUGUCAGCCACGGGUGUUAUCCAUCUUGCCAGCAUUCUGUGCCUGCAGGAAUCACGGGAGCUGCUCUGCUUUUAUCUCCCGAAGACGAAGACGGGUGCCUCUCGACCGGAAACCGAGAAAAAGAAUCUGAGUAUUACUUGGGAGAUAAAUGAGUAUCUGCAUCAAGACGUCCGUCAAUUGUUGUACUGGGCAACUGGCAUCGCGCAAAGAGCGCCGUCUUUCUCCCCCGGUCUAGCUGUGGCGGUUACCGAGUUGGAGGCUCCUCCAAGGCCGACUUCCCUGUGGAAUGGUAGAUCUGAUAUCAAAUUCCAAUGGGUCACUCGAAACCUGUACCGAGUUGCGACUGAGAGUGAGAUCCAAGGGUCGGAGAUAUGGGGUGUUGCUCUGAAGAUGGCCAAGAAGAUGCAAACGAUCAUGUUGAAUGAGGAGGUCAUUCAGGCUCAGCUUUCGUCCGGCGGAAAGCUCUUUCAGUGUCUUGGACUUGAAAGGGAUUUGGUGGAUGCCAUCAACCUCGGAGUAGCUCGCUCGAAACUGGAUGGGUUGGAUGGACAGUCGAAGGAGCCCUGGCGUCUUGGGAUGUCGCUGGACACAUGGUCGGAUGUCAUGGGUAUGGUCUUGGACAAAGGGGAUGUCCUCACUGCUGGUCAGAGGAAGAAGAUUGUUCGAUAUGUGGUGACUCUCGUUGACAGGCCUGUGCCUGAAAAGGCAAUGGAGAUCUGGCAGUUUCUUUUCAAUGUUGGUUGCAUCAUGCACUCUUGA
Molecule: messenger RNA, 1551 nt
Organism: Penicillium griseofulvum
Lineage: Eukaryota; Fungi; Ascomycota; Eurotiomycetes; Eurotiales; Aspergillaceae
Exons: 4
Coding region: 1-1551 (516 amino acids)
Source: RefSeq, a predicted model, not a curated record